Molecule: messenger RNA, 739 nt
Organism: Anneissia japonica
Lineage: Eukaryota; Metazoa; Echinodermata; Crinoidea; Comatulida; Comatulidae
Exons: 2
Coding region: 21-650 (209 amino acids)
Source: RefSeq, a predicted model, not a curated record
UACUGUUGGCAUACUGUAUCAUGGCUACUGAAUCAACCCAAACACGCGUUCUUCUCUGGACAGCACCUCGAUGCAUGUCUACUGCGUUUACGCGCUCAGUUAAUACACUCGAUGAUUCUGUGGUUUUUCACGAGAACUUUAAAGCCGCAUAUUUCUAUGGACCUAAAGGGAAUCAAACGAACCUAUUUAGCUUUGCUCCCUACCAUACGUAUGACUAUGUGAAAGCCUUACUUCAACAGGAAAUGCCAGGCAAGAGGGUACUUUUUGCAAAGGAUUUUGCUUACGUAUUGCAAGGGAAGUUUGAAAAGAUUCCGGACGGUUAUAUUCACACUUUUUUAAUCCGGAAUCCAACAAAGGUAUUCAUGUCACUACGUAACCAGUAUAAGAUUAAGAGCCUUUUCUUUGGUGAUGAAAUGCAAAGGUAUCAACCGACACUUGAAGUAUAUUUCGUGGACUACACCUUUUUAAAAUAUGUUACGUGGUGGCAGGGUUGGUAUAAGAACGCUUUCAAUAGCAAUGGAUUUGGAAAUUCCAAAAGAAAGACCAAUUAUACUCAAGAAGUUACAAUGCUACCAGCAGACAUCAGAAAACUUGUGGAAAUCAGUGAACCGUAUUAUAAAUUACUGUAUGAUAAAAGAAUAACAAUUUGAUUUCGGUAUCAAUUUCCAAUAUGGUAGAGCUGGCUUGUGUACUUUAAUGUAUAAUAAAACCUCUAUAAUUAUUAAACGGACAAACUUCA